AUGGAAAUUCUAAAAAACGAAGUCCUCUUUUCUCGCCAAGGCAAAGCCAGUAUCCACUUCUUCGCAAACUUAAAUUUAUCCCCGAAAAGAAAGGCAAAAAUAAAGGAGCCUGAGCCUCUUCCAGCAGCUGGCAUCAAAGGGCUCCUAGAAAGCAUUGAAAAAGAACUCGAGGAUGAAGAAAAAAGCUAGCUCCUUAAGAGUGAGCUUUUUUUGUUUUAAUUUAUUUUAAAAUAAUUAUGUAAAUUAUAAAUAUUCAAAAAGAAUAUCUAAUUUAAUGUACAAAUUAAUGAUGUGUAAGAAUUGAAUAGAAUACCUGAUAUUUCAUUAUAAAAAUCAUUAAUUAUAUAAAAAAAAUAUUUUAUAAAAUAAUCUUUAUAAAGCAAACUUCUUGCUCAUGCUAAAGCAAAUAAGCCCCAAAAAUGCACAGCUUCUUUUGUAUCAGUUUCACGAGAACAAAGAGAUCACGCAUAUCGCAAUAAAACUGAGUCUCCUAAGGUAGGAAGAUAUACACCUAAAUAUAAUGUUAUAGAUCCACGAAUUAACCAAGCUCCAAAAAUAAAGGAAAAAAUAGGAGUCCCAAGACAGAGAAAAAUUUUUAUUCCUGCUUGUGUAGAUGAUGAUUUAAAUUGCUCAUUUCCAGCAGAAUAUUCGAAGACAAGCAUAGGGUAUUAUGAUAAUAAAUUAAGUCGAACAAUAUAUAACCUAAAUGAUUAUCAAGACAAGUUCAGCAAACAGUCAGAAAGUGUAAGUCCUAUUCCUGAGAAACCGGGCCAUAAGAUUAAAUCGCCUUUGGACUUUAAAAUACAAAAACCAAGGGAUCCUUUUGUGAAAUCGUCGAAUCCACCGAAUGAGCUGAGGUUUGAGUUUUAUGCCUCAGCAGAUACAAAUAAUUCUAACUCCCCCCCUCCGUGAGUGAACAAAAAAAUUUUGUUCACUCGCUGAGGGGGGUUAAUUUUUUUUGUUUUAAAAAAAUUUAUAUAUAAAUUUUUUAUAAAAUUUUUUUUUUUCGAAAAUUAAAAAAAUCUCACUUCUAUAAAAAAAUUGGGAAGAAAAUAUUAAUUUAAUUUGUAAAAAAUUAUGUUUUAAAAAACGCAAUUUGUUUAAAUUAAGCAGAUUUAGCUCUAGAUUUCAUUAUACUAAUUAUCACUUAUAUAUAUCAAAAUUUUUUUCUAUUAAAAAAAAUUUGUGUUCACUCACGAAGGGUGGGUUUUUGGGGCAAAAAAUAGGGAUUUUUCUAAUGGUUUUGUUCACUCACGGAGGGGGGGGAGUAAGCAUAAAAGGUCAAGAACUGUAGCUUUUGAUAAAAUGAUACCGAGAAAAGAUCUGCAUAAGAUUGGAGAAACUCCUGGGCCUUAUAAUAAAAAUGAAGAAAAGCUCAUGCCCAGACUUAAUUUCACGCUUAUCGAUUUCAAUAAAAACCCUGCCAGAAAGCCAUUAAUACACGAGCAUAUAUUAAGAACUCCCCAUUCUCCAGAUUUAGAAAGAUAUGACCGAGCAUUUUACAAGCAAAGCACUAUAAGAGGGUAACAUUAAUAUAGCGCAUAUCAUAUCCCCACAAUAAAAAGUCUUAGCCCAAGGGAUGACAUGAUGUACAAAACAACUGAAGCUUAUAACCUUAAUUUAUUGGGAAAAAAUUUUGCAUGUCCAAAAUUCCAAGAAGAUGGUCAAGAAUCUCAAUUGAGUAAUUAA
Messenger RNA from Blepharisma stoltei, 1689 nucleotides. Lineage: Eukaryota; Ciliophora; Heterotrichea; Heterotrichida; Blepharismidae. The record is from the annotation of a GenBank genome assembly.